This is a messenger RNA of Debaryomyces hansenii CBS767, 426 nucleotides long. RefSeq lists its product as uncharacterized. The transcript has a single exon. The record is from RefSeq and is a predicted model, not a curated record. Bases 1 to 426 code for a protein of 141 amino acids. Lineage: Eukaryota; Fungi; Ascomycota; Pichiomycetes; Serinales; Debaryomycetaceae.
AUGUUAAGACUCAGUUUUUGUAAGAUCCGUAGCAUUUCCGCAAAAAGUGUUCCAAUUUCCAGGAACAUAGCAUUCAGAUACCUUGCAGCUGCUAAAAGACCUAUCGUAUACCAAAGAACAUAUGCGUCUUCCUCCAAGCCAGACGAUGUACUGGAGGAGGCCCAAAGAGUUGGCAAUCUUAUCAAUGUAUUCAGACAAAAUCCAGAAAUAAGAUCUUUAUUGGAUGACUUUCAAAAUUUAUUGGCUGAGAAAGGUCUUCAACCAGACGGCAAACAACCCACGAUGUUUCAAAUGAUGAAAAUCUUGGCUGAUAAGGACGUGAAGGCAUCAUUAUUAAAGCUUAAAGAGGCGUUAGAUGGGGCUAAUAUUCAACUUACGCAAGAGGAUCUUAAUGCAUUCAUGAACCUCUAUGGGUUGAAAAAAUAG